Messenger RNA from Pelagomonas calceolata, 2025 nucleotides. NCBI's taxonomy places the organism in Eukaryota, Pelagophyceae, Pelagomonadales, Pelagomonadaceae. The record is from the annotation of a GenBank genome assembly.
AUGCCCCGCGCAAGCGGGGCGAAGAGCGAUGCGUUAGAGAGCAAAGUCGCUGAACAUCCGGCGGGAGCUUCAGAGAAGGUCUCGAGGACCAAGAGCCCGUCCAAUGCCUCUUCCAGCGCCGUGCCCUUGCAGAGUCUUAUAACAACCCGGCCGGGCUGCGAGAAACGGGGGGAAAGUGCCCUCGCGCCGCCGACCGCGUCGGCAAUCCCGAUUGCGCCCGCAUGGGAAACUCCCACAGCCAACGCUGGAGUCGUCCCUCCGGCGGGCCCAGAAAUCGACCCCUCCACCCCUGCCGACCCCCAAAAUCCACCAACAAAAGCCAGACCACCUCGCCGGCGCCCGCCGCGCGACACCCGCGGAAGAAGCCAAUAACCGCCACCGACGCAGGCCGCCGCCGGCCGCAAGUCGCCCCACGGCCGCAAGACGCCGACCUCCUCGCGCACGCCGAGCCCCUGCUUCGAGAAGGAGCGCCAGGCCGCCGCGCGGAAGAAGAGCGCGCAGACUAGCAUCAAGUCCGCGCAGUCGGCCUUCCGCCCGCCCGACGCCCAGGCGAAGAAGAAGAAGGCGCCCUCGAAGAAGCCGUCGCCCUAUAGCCAGCAGCCGCGGAAGGCGCCUUUGCCUAGAGCGCCUAGGGCGCCGUUGCCGGGCCGACGGGGACGAGCUUCGUCCCUCGAGGUCGUCGAGGAGGACCCGGCCAAGAAUGAGGAGGGCGACUCGACCGACGAUGAUGGCGAGCUGCGAUCCAUCACCGCGGGCUUGGCUCCCGGCCGCCACCAGGUCGUGCCGACGCGGGCGAAGCCGCCGCCGCCGCCGAAGCAGGCCUCGUCGCCUUCUUCUAGACGAGGUGCGCGGUCGCCGGCCUCACCCGCGCCCGGUUCAAAGCCGAAGAAGCGCGCGCCGUCGCCUCGACAAAAGUCGCCUACCUCCGAGGCGCCUCUGAGGGCGUCCCUGAAACGUGUGUUAGCUGCCGAGGAGAUGGCUCCGUUUACCACGAAGCAGUCGCUCGAGGAAAUCGAACAACUCCAAAAUUUACUAGAUCAGAAGAAGUCGCAACUCCUGCGGAGCGCCGACCCAUCACCGACUCCCCAUGAAGAGGACGAGAAAAAAGAUGACGAGGAGGUGGCUCGAAGCGCAUUAGGCCGACUGACGGAGAUGUCGCGACGCUUAGCCGACGCGUCGAAGAACGUGGACCAAGCUGAUGCGGAUGCGGCCCAUGACGCGGCGCUCGAGGCCGCGGAGGACGAGGAGGUCGCGUCCAUCGUGAGCGGACCGAAGCACGUCUACGGCGGGAGCAUCUCUUCGAGUGGCCAACCAUCAUCGGACACGCAAGUCGACGCGUUCACGGAGUCGAUCCUCCAGUCAAAAAGGGACGAAAUUGUACAUACAAGUGCCCCUACCGGCGAGUCCGAUAGCGACCGACCGGUCGCGCCCAACGACAAGAUGUUCUCGUCGGCCUAUGGAGCUUGGGUAGCUAAAAGUAGACCUACCAAGAAGGAGGCUUCCGGUCGGCAGCCGCCGGUCCACGAGACCUUUGGACUUGGGGUUAGUACGGAGGAUGAAUACGCUCCACUAUCUUUUCGGGUACUAGAUGAUCUGGAAGAGCGAACGGGCAUCCAGGAACGGCCGAGACCACCUCAUAUUGACGUGAACCCGCCGCGACGGUCGCUGGACGGCUGGCGGCGGCCGCCCUCCUUCCGAUCGUUUGCUUCGACCUCCCCGGAAACCGUGAUAUCGUCGGUCAGUGACUACACGACGUGGAGCUGCGCCUCGCCGCGGUCGCCGAACCACGUCGAGUUUACGUAUCGACCGCCGCCGGAGUUCGUGCCUAGAAUUCGGCUCGAAGCUCUACGGUCACCGCGAUCCUCGGGCGACUUGCAGGCCUUCAGCCCGGACCCGGCCAAGUCCGUGUCCUCUCUCUAUAGUCCGCGGUCGGCGUUCACGCCUCGGAGCGACGCGUCCGCGCGGGGGCGGCCCAAAGAGUGAUCCCUGGUCUCGGGGGGACUCGCGUAACGGCCACUCAUGUUC